Arctia plantaginis is the source of this 1905-nucleotide messenger RNA. The record is from the annotation of a GenBank genome assembly. Lineage: Eukaryota; Metazoa; Arthropoda; Insecta; Lepidoptera; Erebidae.
AUGAAUUAUUAUAUAAAGGAUGUUGAUGUUCAGUACGUUCAGUAUAAUUGGUUCAAGUUCAGUUUAUUAUCAAGAGAUGGCGCUAAUAAUAGCGUUUAGUUCAGUGCGCGAGUAAACUUGGAAAUAAGUUCUACGACUAUGGAUACAGUUCCUUUCCCUCUAGAGGAAGAAUAUAAAAAGAAGACGGGCAUUACACGACAAGAUAUAAGAAAACUGCGGCAAUGGAUGGAGACACAGCCACAUCUACCCAGAGAACAUAUCACAGACAUGGACCUCAUCCUGACAUACCAUUGCUGUAACCGAAGCGCUGAGGUGGCAAAGCAGGUGCUGGACCUGCACUUCACGCUCAAGACGCUGUUUACCAACUUCUUUAAGGAUAGACUGGUGGAUGCCAAGAUACUAAAAACACUUAGUUAUUAUGUCCUCACGCCACUAGACAUGAAGGCUUAUGAUGAUUCAGCCGUCAUCUACUGCAGGCUGGUGGACUAUGAUGUCAAGAACUUCGUUUUUGCAGACACCAUCAGAGCUGUCUUAAUGAUAGUGGACCUGAUUCAGUACGAACAAGGAACGUGGCCAGGAUUCGUGAUCAUAAUUGACCUCGACAAGCUUACGUUGUCGCACAUUAGCAAACUCGACGUGCAGACAGUGCAGCAGUUCUUGUACUUCCUACAGGAAGCACUAUUGGUAAAAAUCAAAGGCUUACAUUUCGUGAACGCUCCAUCUUUUAUUGACGUGUUGUUGAUGGUGAUCCGGCCAUUUAUGAAGAAGGAACUUAUGGAUAUGCUAGUUAUACACCAGACAGGGUCUAAAACGAUUGAUAAAUAUGUACCCAUAGAAGCAUUACCUAAAGAAGCCGGAGGAAAUUUCAAGACUUUUGACCAGGCAAGAGAUCAUUGGAUAGAAAAAGUGAAGAACGCUAAAGAAUUCUUCCAGCAAGAAAAUAAGAAACGUGUAGUGGAGUCCCUGAGGCCUGUGUACUGUAUUUUUAAAGAGCGAAAGAUGGCUGUAAAGCAGAUUUCUUUAGAAGAAGAAUAUAAAAAGAAGACUGGGAUAAAGCCAGAGGACAUAAAGAAAAUAAGAGAUUGGGUCAAUUCACAACCACAUCUACCGAAAGACCAUAUCACAGAUCUGGAUCUGAUCCUCACGUACCACUGCUGCGACAGAAGCACCACAGUGACUAAGCAGGUGUUAGACCUGCACUACACUCUCAAGACUCUUUUCACAAAUUUUUUUAAAGACAGAGUUGUGGACAAAUCGACAGAGGACAAUCUGCACACUGUGUUACUGCAGCCUCUGCCAACUCGGUCAAGAGACGGUGACGCGGUAUUCUACUGCCGACUGUUAGAUUAUGAUCCGAAGAAUUUUCUAUUCUCAAAGUCGAUCCGAUCUGUAAUGAUGAUUUUGGACCUAUGGCAGUACGAGGAAGGUACCUGGCCGGGAUUCUUGUUGAUUUUCGACCUGGACAGAAUAAAGGUCGGCCACAUCACCAAACUAGAUGUGCAGAGCAUACAGCAAUUUUUAUACUAUUUACAGGAAGCCACGUUGUUAAAAAUAAAAGGUUUACACUUCUUGAAUGCGCCGUCGUUCAUGGACCGGCUCCUGAUGAUGCUCAAGCCGUUUAUGAAGAAGGAAUUGCUUGACGUGCUGAAAAUACACCAGAUUGGAGCUCGUACCUUUGACGAUUAUCUGCCUUUAAAAGCCCUCCCUAAAGAAGCUGGUGGAGAAUACAAGUCCUUCGAUCAACUUAGAGAUGAAAUGAUAGCAAGAUUAAAUGCGAAUAAAGAUUUCUUCGUUGAGGAGAAUAAGAAACGCGUAGUGGAGUCCUUGCGGCCUGGCAAACCGAAGACCAUCUCAGAUAUAUUUGGCUCCGUCGAAGGAUCAUUCAAGAAAUUGGAAAUCGAUUAA